Molecule: messenger RNA, 1656 nt
Organism: Opisthorchis viverrini
Lineage: Eukaryota; Metazoa; Platyhelminthes; Trematoda; Opisthorchiida; Opisthorchiidae
Exons: 1
Coding region: 1-1656 (551 amino acids)
Source: RefSeq, a predicted model, not a curated record
AUGUCACGCAGUGAUAUAAUUCACACCGUGCACGAACUUGCCACCUUUGAGGAGUCCACUGAUGACAGUUCACACACACCCGAUGAAAAGUACUAUUAUCAGGUUAACAAGCGGAAGAGGAAAACAAAUAUUCCACAGAAAAGAGAUGGUAAUGGCAACGAUUAUGCCGAUGAUGAGUCGAUAUCGGAGAAUGGAGAGAAGUUCGAGCCGGUGAAUUUAAUUAACAAAGUUGAUCGUGUAGCAAACAAUGUUGCAGCUUCUUACGACGGACAGAAGAAUCCAGCUACAUGUGCGUCAAGUUCUUUACUUGAUCAACAGAGGAUAUACAACCUGCUUCUUGAUUACCUGUUGUUGAAGUAUCAGAUUCCGCCGGAAACUCGACUUCAAUCCCCAGUUACCUGCAGUUCUCUAUUCUGUGCUGAAAAAAUUAAUACAAAGUCCAAAGAUGGAGGCUUCAGAGAGUUGGAAUCGGAUGCCAGUAAAAAACCUUUUCAGGCGUUGUUGGAUCCAGGUAAUGCACAAAUACCGGGGAUGUUAUUGCCCGUCAAUCAGUCACAUCGUGAGAAUUUACAAAAUUCAGUUCGUGAUUCCGAAAUGGGCAUGUCUAAUUUAAUAAACAACACGGCGCAUAAUUUCAAGAACAGUAUUUAUGAAGCAAUCAGUACGUGCAUACAUAAUAUUCCAAUUCCCAAGACUGGACAUACAAACUAUGAAGCCAUGCUCCUCUGUUACAAAGGAUUACUUGAAAAAGCCUAUGCUUUACAACAUUCAAUAGACGUUUAUUUCAGUUUGUUGCAAAACACAAUCUUUCCAGCCUUGACUGGUUUGGAAAAUCUCCCCGGCAACAUGAGCUUUAACAUACAAAACGAUGGAGAACUUGAUCAGUCUUCUAUCUUCCUUGCUAGGCAAAGUGUUGAUCAGGCCUCGGACAGUCGUUUCUUACCGAAAGCUGAUUGCUUUGUAUCCCAGCACUUGGAUGGAGUAAACAAAACUAAAGACGUUUACCUUAAGACAAAUUUGCUUCUCGAUUCUUUGAGGGAAUCCGAAGAACGGAUGUUCAUUAGCGAAACUAGCGUUCCCAUUCCAGUAGAUUUGACAAAGGGUGCAACCCCAGUACAGAUUCAACAACCAAAUGAGAUGAACGAGGAGAACAAGAAUGUAGACAAUUUGGGAAGAGCCAUCAGGGAUGCAGUUGGAAACUUUUUGAAUUCUACAAACCACAAUGGAAUUCAGGUUGGCCGAAAACAGCUUUCACACGUACAGAAGCCGGUACAAUAUACAGAGCCCAACUCCCCUCCCAUGAAUGAACGAAUAGGUGUACAACAAACAAAAAGCAUCGAUCUUUCGUUUGUAUCCCCGGUCCAUGAUUCACUUGAUCGGUCGUACUUCUCGUACAACGCUCAUGCUGUUACAUCUCAAAAACGAAAGUCCUAUUUCAAGAACAAAAGGCUGAGGAAGGCGUAUGCAGUUCACUCUCCUACAACUUCAAACGCAGGACUUUCUGAUUCCAGUCCAAACAAAAAGUCAAAUUUCAGGGGAACUAGCGAAGAAGAAAACGAAGUUUCUCCGGAUUUUAAACCUACCGAGUCUAAUGUAAGUUUCUACACCUUUUUGCAUAUCUACUUAUUAUCGCUAUUCAAACCCAAGCUCACGUAG